UCCCAUUUGACUAUACUUCGAUCAUACAACAGUUCAAUCCCUUCUCUCUCUCUCUCUCUCUCUCUCUCUCUCUCUCUCAAAUGGAAGACAAUAAUGAAGAAUGCAUCACUGGGUUAUGUUUGGGAAUUGGAAUGGGAGGGCAUGUUCCAAAGAAGAAUAAGCAGAAAGAGAACAAGGCUGUGGCUUGCCUAGACCUAGCGUUUGAGCUUUGUCCAAAAGGAGAAGAAGCCAUUAACGUGAAUCUUCAUCAUCAUCAUCAUGAGAAGGUAGAAAGAAUCAGCUUGGAGAGAAUCCACGAGUACCCCAAUGAAAAGAGCACUGAUUCUGAUAACAGCAACAACAACAACAGAUGCAGAAAGAAACUGCGGCUUUCCAAGGAGCAAUCAUCCAUGCUUGAGAACAGCUUCAAACAGCAUAGCACUCUUAAUCCGGUCCAGAAACAAGCACUAGCUGAUCAAUUGAAUUUAAAGACUAGACAAGUUGAAGUUUGGUUUCAGAACAGAAGAGCAAGGACCAAACUGAAGCAGACAGAAGUGGACCACGAGUUGUUGAAAAAACACUGUCAAAAUCUAAGUGAUGAGAACAAAAGAUUGAAGAAGGAAUUGCAGGAACUACGUGCACUUAAGGUUGGACCGUCGCCACUAUGCAUUCAACUAUCCAAAACGGCGACUCUGACAACUAUGUGUUCUUCCUGCGAUCGAGAAUUAAAACUAGUAAAUUAAGCUCGAUACAAUGAAGGAAAGAACAACAUAGAGUUAGAGGGUAGAAAUUGAUACAAUAUGAUUAGAUGAAAGAUAUUAUUGGAAUAUCAAGCACCGGUUACAAUACGUAACUCAAAAACUUUCUGAUUAUAAUUAGAAGGAAAAACAGUACAUAUUAUUGUAUUCCUCCGGUCCCCACAUCACAAACAUAUAGAAAACUGGGGCGGCUUAGAUACGUAUCGUUAGUAAUUAGAUGUCUCUUAUUUCUUCAAUUUAUACUAAUUAAUCAAAAUUAGCUUGCCAUUGUUUAUAGCUAGGUUUUUGUGAUUUUUCCCUUCAAA
Molecule: messenger RNA, 1042 nt
Organism: Glycine soja
Lineage: Eukaryota; Viridiplantae; Streptophyta; Magnoliopsida; Fabales; Fabaceae
Product: homeobox-leucine zipper protein HAT3-like
Exons: 3
Coding region: 81-722 (213 amino acids)
Biological process (GO): regulation of DNA-templated transcription
Molecular function (GO): DNA-binding transcription factor activity, RNA polymerase II-specific; sequence-specific DNA binding
Source: RefSeq, a predicted model, not a curated record